AGGGGGUUGCGUCUGUUCAAAUGCUCAGGAGAUCCUGGAGGGAGGCGGCUACAGCUGGUGUACAUCCUGUUGGGGUGGGGGGUGGGGUCUUAAUCCUGCAGAACUAGAUCCUGUAGACAACACUGAGAACAAAAAUUAAUCCAGUCCUUCACACAACCUAAUGUCUGUAUCAUUUCGAGAAUCUUUUACAGGCUGCUUCUUCAAAUCACCACUGAGGUAGGUAGUGCUCAGAAGUACAAGCAACAGAUCUACUUAUUGUAGUUCUAUGUCCACCCCCUCCCCCCGCCAGCCCCCUCACUUCAAAGCUCCCCUGCCCAAAAUCCCUCCAAACGUAAAGCCCAUCUUCACACACUCGCCCUCACACGUCUACUGUGCACUACUGAGAGACAUCCUAGAAAGGUAAGAACAAGCAACAUCAUCUCUGUCCAUUUAGAUUGAUUUCUACUUGCGAAAUGUAUGUUCAAGUUAUCUCAAGAACAGUAAAAACACUUGAUUUUAGUCCAAAAUAAGAACUGUCCACGAAUAUAGUGUUGCUCUGUCAGCAGUACAGUAAUUCUCUCAAGCCGUUGCAUUGCUCUCUAUCGCCUCUCAAGAUGCAGUCCUGCCGACUUUAUUUGGGGACAAUCGUGAUCUUGUCGAGCGUUGUCCCGCCUGUCACGGCGUUCUCCCGUGGUGCGGGUCCUGCUUCGUGCCAGACGAUGAGUCCGGGCCACAUCCGGGCCCAACCUCAGGACCUGCAGCAGAACCACAUCACUAUUCGUACAUCGGUGAACUCAUAUCUGCCUGGACAGCUGGUUACAGUGACAGUCCGAAGCUCUCGGGACUUCAUGGGUUUCCUGCUGCAGGCCCGCAGUGGUGACGAUUCCCAAGUCAUGGCUGCAAUCGCAGGUGGGGCAGGGUCCCCUGCGGAGGGUCCGGUUCUGGUGCGCGGCUCCUGGACCCUUGCUCCGCCCGGGACGCACACACUGCGCUGCCUCUCGGAAGGCGACACGCUCACCCACUCGGAUAAACAGCUGAAGCGAAACCUGUCGUUUGUGUGGAGGGCUCCUGAUGCACCCGUGGGAGACAUUCGCUUCUAGUGAGUCCACAAUCCACACCCACAGUUUGCACAUUUCGUAGACAAUGCCCAACGUUCACUGUGGACUCUUUGUCCUUCUAGUGUCACAGUUGUUCAGUCGUACUUUGUUUACUGGGCGGGGAUUAAGUCUGCAGUGGUGCGUGAUGGGAGUCAAAGUCUUUGGACUGGGAGAAACACGACAGGAGCAGAGACAGAAGGAUCAGUUUUUGGUCCCCGUGAUAGGAAUUUUACUCCGGUGCCAGGUACAAACAUAAAGAUCAAUGAAUUAUCGUUCUUCACAUGUAUUGUCAUGACUAACACUCCUUUUGGCCUCACCUUUUGGCCUGAAGCUCCACUGAACAAACCAAGCCAACCCACCGGUCCUACUCCGUUUGGAAAACCAAACUUUACUCCCAAAACGGUCUGGAGCAGAACUGCAAGUCCAGUGGCACUCGCAGGGAACCAACAGGGCCAGGGGCUUGGUAAGAACAACUACUCAAUACUUCAACAUUCAAGAGGCCUACCAAGUGACAGCUACCCGGACAUAGGAUCUCUGGCUGAAGAGUCAAGCAGUGAUCCUUCCUCAUCGCACCUCCCUUUCAUCACCCCGCUCCCACCAGAUGAAGGUAUAGAAACGUUGUCCACUUUUGCACCGAAUGUCCUUCUUCACUCCCUCGCCUCCCUCAGAAAUUGGAAGGAUACAGAAUCAAGGAUGUCAACACCAAAUCCACGACAGCCUCCAGAAAAUCACCGUGUCUUUUACACGAGGUCCUCAGUGCCAACAUUCUAUAAACCAACAGGACCACGAAAUGUUACAGCAAGUUUGUUUGCGUAUGUCAUCCAAACCAGAUUGUCCACAUCCCAAAGGAGUGACGCGACACAUGAAGGAAGGGGCUCAUCUUUGUCUCCGCUUCAUUCAAGGUCAAACGCUGACAUCGACGGGUCUUCCACCCAGACAAUUUCCCACUCCAGACCCUUUUUACCGACUUCUCUGAAGCCUGCAGUACAAAAGUUGCUUCUCCAGCCCCAUACCAAGUCCGAGGAUAAUCCAUCCGACUCCAGAGAUGGACCAUCACGUCCUCCCGCGAACUCUCAUCAAACGCUGCUGCACACAUUUGUGUCUCAAUCUCAGACAACAGUGAGCUACACCUCAAAAAAUCUUCUCCCGUCUGACAGAGCAAUCGAGGCGCCAAGAACUAGACCUCAACCGAGGUCCAAAGCCAAUCUCCAAACUGUGUCACCCUACACAUCUACAAUGUUGAAGAGUGUAAGCAUAUUUGAUUCCUUCGGUUCUUCUUCUCGGGAUGGUAUAACUCAAGCUUCACCAAGCCGCAAUACUCUUGACGUCUCGAAACGCACAACCAAGAAUCUAUCAUUCACACAUUCCUCCAGCCAAGACAAAUCGUCUCCUGUUUUUUCCGCUCUCCCAAAACCUUCUCCCGUGUCUAUGCCUCCCAAAUCGAUCUCCAUCAUUCUGUCCUCCACUUUGCAAACGGGGUCCUCCUCAACAUCUUCAAAAUUUCUCUCAAGUAACUCCAUCAACUCUCCAUCAUCAUCACGAGCCACAUUCUCUCCUCGUGGUCCAUUCAGUUCUUCUUCCAUCCCGGGAACCACAAGAUCCUCCUCAUCUUCUCCUACCACCGGCACUCCAGCCAUCUCAUCAUCCUCAUUUUCAACCAAACUAUCCAUUCCUUCAAGUUCUUCCCUCCCGUCCCCCAUUUCCACCUCAAUGGGAUCCUUGUCUUUGAAUUGGUCCGCCUUUCCUUCCUCCCAAGCGACAUCCCUGCAUCCAGGACCUUCUCCGGCUCCACGUCGCUCCCUCAACAGCCGCCCCUCGAUACCUCCCCUACCUUUGCCAUCCCAAAAACAAACCCGCAUUGCAUCAUCUAAUCCCAGACAAGAGUUUAAUCCAUCAACCUCCAACCGCAAAAUCGAAUCCAAUAUUGGAAAAGAACUGAAACCAAAUCCACCCAAACUGGAUACCAAGCUUCUCUUUAACCCCUCGAAAAUGCCAGGCGUAGAGGGCAAGUAUCCAGAAAUUGUGCCCAGGCAUAGCUCUUGGGAGCUGGGGAUGCUGCUGGGCUGUUCGGCCGGCCUGGGAAUGGCGCUGGUGGUCGGCGUGCGCUACGUGUACAGACAGGCCUGCGGGAAACGCACCGAGAUCACACUGCACGACAGGGAAAGAGAUUACGGGAGAGGCGAGCGAGGGAUGAUCCAUGUUCAGGAGUGUGGCGAUUUGGUCCGAGUCCGUCGAAUCCGAGAGAACAGCCUGGUGCUUCUUGCCGAGUACGACAUAUUAGCAUCGCCUGGAGACUGAGAUCCAAUCCAGUGUGGGAAACAAAACAGUUUGGAUACUCAUUUAAUUCCUUUUUUUUUUUUGAAAAUAGAUGAACUUUUCAGAUUAUUUCCGUAAACCCACGAUUAAAAAGACAAAGUGGCAAAAGUAGAGUGGCACUAAAAGUAGAAACUCUUUGGUUGUAGACGGAGAAAUGCUUUGUGAAUGUUCAUAGCGUCGGACACA
Molecule: messenger RNA, 3578 nt
Organism: Hippocampus comes (tiger tail seahorse)
Lineage: Eukaryota; Metazoa; Chordata; Actinopteri; Syngnathiformes; Syngnathidae
Gene: reeld1
Product: reeler domain containing 1
Exons: 2
Coding region: 594-1079 (161 amino acids)
Cellular component (GO): membrane
Source: RefSeq, a predicted model, not a curated record